UUUCUUUCCUUUUCUCUCUAUCUGUAACUUAACCAUGAGCUUCCGUUCUUCCAACACUUCUCUUCAUCAUCAUCAUCAUCAUUCACGUGAGAUCGAUAACAUUAAUCUAGAUCUUCUCCUUGAGCUGUCUUCAUCAUCUUCCAAUAAUUCAUCUUCUCCACCAGCAGCUAAUAAUUACAGUAUGGAGCCUCGUGUAUUCUCGUGCAACUAUUGCCAGAGAAAGUUUUACAGCUCUCAAGCUCUGGGAGGUCACCAGAAUGCCCACAAGCUUGAGAGGACGCUGGCCAAGAAGAGCAGAGAACUCAGUUCCAUGCAGAAUUUUGGGUUCUCAUCAUCAGAUCGCAGGUCUGGCACGGCUAGCAGCUUCAGUGGCUCGAACCAUGUUGCGCAUGUGGGCUCGAUCAGUCAUGGACAAGCUGGUGGGGUUAGCUAUGAAAGAAGAGAGUUUGGCUACGGCGGUUCCAACUCCAGGUCUGAAAAUAAUGUUCAGGAUCAAGAUAUUAACGGUCAACUUGACUUGUCUUUGAGGCUUUAAUCAAGAUUUCAAUUUAGAACUGCGAGCUUUUAAAGUACCAGCCCUUGGGUUUUAAAUAUAAGGUGAGAUUUCCAUUUUGCAGAGAAAAAUGAGAAACUUGGGGGAUUUUUGCUCACUAUGUAAAAGAUAACUGUUUCUUCUGAGUAUUAAUUAAUGAUUCUGAUAGGAACAACUGUGAUGAAAAAAGAAUGAAUGUAGCAA
Messenger RNA from Prosopis cineraria, 736 nucleotides. RefSeq names its product zinc finger protein 2-like. Gene Ontology annotation, biological process: negative regulation of abscisic acid-activated signaling pathway. The transcript has a single exon. The record is from RefSeq and is a predicted model, not a curated record. Lineage: Eukaryota; Viridiplantae; Streptophyta; Magnoliopsida; Fabales; Fabaceae. The coding region runs from base 35 to 535 and encodes 166 amino acids.